Molecule: messenger RNA, 590 nt
Organism: Rhincodon typus (whale shark)
Lineage: Eukaryota; Metazoa; Chordata; Chondrichthyes; Orectolobiformes; Rhincodontidae
Product: putative pre-mRNA-splicing factor ATP-dependent RNA helicase DHX32
Exons: 2
Coding region: 51-590 (179 amino acids)
Cellular component (GO): spliceosomal complex; intracellular anatomical structure
Molecular function (GO): RNA binding
Source: RefSeq, a predicted model, not a curated record
UUUCUCAGUGGUGUGCUGAAUAUGCCCUCUCUGUUCAGUAUCAGCGUGGCAUGGUAGUCUGUACACAACCCCACAGCCUUUCUGCUAUGUGUUUGGCACAACGUGUGGCAGAUGAACUGGACUUGAAUGUGGGUCAUGAGAUUGGAUACCAUGUCCCUUAUGAAGACUGCUGCACGACAGAAACUAUUCUCAGGUACUGCACGGAUGCUAUCUUGCUCCGUGAAAUGAUGUCUGAUCCCUUGUUGCAUCAUUAUGGAGUUAUAAUUAUUGAUGAGGCUCACGAGCGGACAGUGGCAACCGAUGUUCUGCUUGGUUUAUUGAAAGACUUGCCAAGGCAGAGGCCAGAACUGAAGAUAGUGGUCAUCACAGCACCACAUCUGGAGAGCAGACUUAGAAGUUACUAUGCUGGAGUGCCUUUUGUAAAAGUGGAUGAUGCUGAGGAAGCUUCCUUUCCUGUGGAAGUUAUAUACAGAGAUGGCCAGUUUAAGGACUGUGUUUCAGCUGCUGCACAAACUGUACUGGAUAUCCACAGGAAAGGAGAGGAAGGCAAUAUUUUAGUCUUCUUGGCCAGUGAAGAGGUGGGUGCAUAA